Alnus glutinosa is the source of this 987-nucleotide messenger RNA. Its product is annotated as protein FAR-RED IMPAIRED RESPONSE 1-like. The transcript has a single exon. Gene Ontology annotation, biological process: regulation of DNA-templated transcription. The record is from RefSeq and is a predicted model, not a curated record. Bases 1 to 987 code for a protein of 328 amino acids. Gene Ontology annotation, molecular function: zinc ion binding. NCBI's taxonomy places the organism in Eukaryota, Viridiplantae, Streptophyta, Magnoliopsida, Fagales, Betulaceae.
AUGACUACCACAAAAAGGAGUGAAAGUAUAAAUUCAUUUUUUGAUGGUUAUGUGCACUCGUCAACCUCUUUGAAGGAAUUUACAGAUCAAUACGAUAACGCUUUGCGAAAGAGGGUUGAGAGUGAGAAUGUUGUUGAUUUCAAUUAUUUUAAUUCCACGAUUCAGUGUGUGAGCAGAUUUUCCUUUGAGAAGCAAUUUCAAGAACUUUACACGCAUAACAAGUUUAAAGAAGUUCAGGAAGAGAUAAGGGAGUUGAUGUAUUGUGAUUGCUCUCUUCUAAAAAGUGAAUGUGGAAUUUGUGCAUAUAAAGUGAUUGAACGGGUACAAAUUAAUAGCUCCUACAUGAAGAAAUUAUGCUUUACCGUUUACUAUAGUGAACCUUCAUGUGAAGUGAAUUGCAGUUGUUGUUUGUUUGAAUCAAGAGGAAUUUUGUGCAGGCAUGUCAUAUCUGUACUUAGCAAACUUGAUGAUGUUUUGUUGUUGCCAGAAAAAUAUUUUUUAAAACGAUGGAGGAAGGAUUUGAAGCAGCCAUAUAAGUUAAUCAAAAGUAGUUAUGAUCCUUUGAGUGGCAACCCUAGUGCAUAUCAAUAUGCUGAAUUGUGCAAAUAUAUGUGUGCGUUAGCUGCAAUCGCAGCACCAAACGUGGACCAUUACACGGAAUUGAAGAAUGAUAUUGAUGUGCUAACUAAGAAAUUUAGUGAUCUAAGUUGUGUACCAAGUCCACCUUUCCAAUUACUCCCAAGUGCAUCUACAACCGGUAGUUUGGCCAUUGAUUGUACGGCGGUGGAGAUUCGUAGUCCUCACGUGGCUCGAACUAAAGGGAAGCGAGUAUCAAAUAGGACGAUGUCUGCAGUUGAAAAAGCGGUUGUCAAAAAGGCAGGAGGAAACAAGAAGAAACAGAGUGACACAAAUCCCAAUCAACAGGUGAAAAAAAGAAAGAGGUAUUCAUUGUACUUGAGCUAUUUUUGGUUUUAUGUCUAUGCAUAG